This is a messenger RNA of Mucor mucedo, 855 nucleotides long. RefSeq lists its product as uncharacterized. NCBI's taxonomy places the organism in Eukaryota, Fungi, Mucoromycota, Mucoromycetes, Mucorales, Mucoraceae. The transcript has 2 exons. Bases 1 to 855 code for a protein of 284 amino acids. The record is from RefSeq and is a predicted model, not a curated record.
AUGGUUGUACAAGCAUUCUUAAAAGGUCUAAUUGACACUGAGGCGCAUCGAUCAGCUGCCCAUGUGAACAUAUUGAGAGCACAAAAGUCCCAGGCACAGUAUGUGGAACGAAGAAUAGCCAGCGAAAAAACCGGUUAUCAACUCCCAUUCAAGAUAGGUGAAACUGUACUCAUGUACAAUGACAUUGUAUCUCGAAAGUCCUCCGAAAAACUCAACGACAGGUAUACCGGUCCGUAUUAUAUACAUCAAGUAUUCCCAAAUAGCACAUAUAUUAUCAAAUCUACAACAGGAGAGUUGCUCCAUCGUUGCCCACCUUCAUACAAGAAACUAACAAAUUCAAUGAAUCCAAUUACCCAGAACCAAAAAUUCCUCGACCAAUUCCUGGUCGAGUCUCCCCCAAGCAGCCCCCCUCAAACCUUGUCGGACACUCCCCCUCUCCCUCCUAUCCUUUUAGGUGGCGGUACUACCACCCUUCUGAUGGCUACCUCCAUUCUGGACCAUCUAAACCAGUCGGACCAAAUUGAACUAUUGGAAUGCCUCUAUAAAACCCAGAAACAAGUACAGCGGCUAAUCAACAAGCAAAUAUCUAAAGUCGCCAAAUUAACCCACAAAAACAUAAAAAAAGAUGGAUUUUCAAUCCUGUACAACAAAGAUUAUCAAGAAGCUCAUCAAAGUGUCUUCACUUCCAAGAAAAUGAUCGAGAAAGUAUCUCAAAAGGCUCAACAAUUCCACAAUCAAACGCCAAAGCAAACUGCCAGAAUACACAAGCAGAAAUAUCAACCCAAAUCACAACCCAACUCGAUUCAUUACAUACCAAGGAAAGGGGCCAAGCCUAGUGCAAACAACAAACCCUGA